This is a messenger RNA of Camponotus floridanus (Florida carpenter ant), 3155 nucleotides long. RefSeq lists its product as uncharacterized. The transcript is spliced from 5 exons. The record is from RefSeq and is a predicted model, not a curated record. The coding region runs from base 269 to 1954 and encodes 561 amino acids. NCBI's taxonomy places the organism in Eukaryota, Metazoa, Arthropoda, Insecta, Hymenoptera, Formicidae.
GUGUAUCGCGCGUCUCGUCUGGGGUUUUUUCCCGCUGUUCGCCCAGUUGGUCGAAUCGGGCGAUUCAAACAACCGUCUGAACUGGAGAGAAAAUUUGUCGUGUUGUGUUUUGUUUCAUCUCCUCGAGACGGGAAUCUGUGCGGCGAUGAUUCGUGACGCGAUUGUUCACAUGUAGAGGCGGCGUUUCGCGAUACGCGCAUUUGUUAGUGCUUCUCUGUGCGUUCGAUCGUACCUAGAUAUUCAUCAUAAUCAUCAUCAGCUCGUCGCGAUGACGACCGAGACUCCGAAGGUGGAAUUCGCCCUCGGCAGCGAGGUGUCACCCGGUCGUUUCUUUAAAAGCGCAUUCGCGCGCAAUUUCAUCAGCAGUGGCCGCGACUGCAAGUCCUUGGAUUACGAGCUGCUCGAUAACGCCGUCGUGGACGAGCGGGAGGAUCGCAACAACAACGCCCGGAACAAUUUCCUCUCGCUCGUGAAUUUCGCGGACGACAAGCCGGUAAACGUCAACGACGACGCUGCCGCUCUCUGGGAGCAGCCGAAGCCGAAAAAUGAGGCGGCACAGUCAGCUGCAGAUGCGAACGAAUUGGAGAAACUUCGAAAGCAAUGCCAAUUGCUGAAAAAGGAAAACCGGAGAUUGCAGAGCGCCUUCCUGCAAAACGUCUUUCUUCAAGCGCGAGUCGACACGCUUCAAUGGCAGGUCAAACAGGUUGAAUCAAACAGGCAAAUGUACCGUUCUACGAUGGAGCAGGUCGCUCAUUUCUUGGGCCGGGUGCACAGGAGCCUGGAGAUCCUUCACACCAAGGAAAAUCCCAAGGACAAGAGACGCGUGCCUCGCAGUCGCAGCGUGCACACGGUAGUGCACGCGGAUCCGUCGCCGAAUCGCGGUACCGCGACGCCGUCGUCCUCCUCGUCGACGUCCUCGCCGUUCACGCGCGCCAAAUCGGUCACGCAGAUCAGCUCACCGAGCGCUAUUUGCUUCCGCGAGUUUACCUGGUCGGUUCUUCGGAGGAACGACCCGGUGCACUGCACAUCGCCACGCGCCAAGCCAUCGCAGGAUCUCAACAAGACCAACGACGUUCCCGAUAACGUCGUUUAUCGCGAACCCAAGCAGACGGAGUUGAAUCCGGACGAUGUGCCGCCGGAGAAGCUGUCCCAGGAGGCGUAUAGGUUACUGAGAACCGUCGAAUCCUUGCUGGCGAUGCGAGAGCCCGAUCUCGCGAGAGUGACGCCGAUCGAGGACAACGGAUCCUCCCCGUCUCCGACAGUAGACCAUCGUCAUCACGAUGCAUCUCUAUCCUUACCGAACGACAACUUUGCCAAUUCGACGAUGCUGCAGGAAGCCACCUAUGCUCCCGGCAGUGGUCAUGGAAACGAAUCGAUCAACAAUGAUCAACAAGACGACAGAUCGGGAAACCUCAUCAAACCGCCCGUUGCCGAGUUUACUCGAAAUUUGCACGCCUUCGUACCAGGCGUGAGAAGAUCGCCCGAUACCGCCUCCUGGAACUCGAGUAGCAGUUCGAAAACGACCGAGGAGGAGGAUACCGUCGCACUUGCCACACCAUCGAAUGGAACUACGUCCAACGGCACGCCAACCUCGACUCUCAGUCGAACCGCGAAGCGAUUGGAGAAGAAGGAAUCUAAUCCGGGAAAUUUGGCUGGCAAGACCAAGGUAAAGCCGGCCAGCAGCCCGGUAAGCAGCGCCGAAGGUGAGAGCGGAUUCUUCUCGAUCAGCUCCUUCCAGGAGGUCGGUCUGCCGCCUUCGACGGCCGCGCCAGUCAUGCCUGUCAAGGGGUGCCACACGGAAGUAGGCUUGCCGGAAGUGCCUCUCGACAAGGCCAGACAUAGACGGUGGUCCUCCACACCCGCUGAAAUCCAGGCGCUCUUCAAGCAGCAUCGCGCGAGCUUCGGUGGGACGCCGCAAACCGUCACCGAGUCCGUCAGCGUCUGUUGGGUUUGAACCCUGAGCGAGAUACGAUCGCGCCGAAUACGAUCCCACCGCAUACGUCCGCGGAAUUCCGCAGACUAGAUUCGCUCGAAGUCACGAGCCAGACUUACACGAUCGAUUUUCAGGAAUAACAUUUAGAUAGAUCGAUAGAGAAUAUUCAAGUAAGCCGUAAGAUUGUAAAUAAUUUCCUAUAAGCAAUCUCUCGUGCGGUCUCUUUUCUUACGUUGAUAAAAUAUGUAGAAUCGUAGCAUUGAUAUAACGAUAGCAGCUGCGAUUACGUAUCGUCGCUAUUCGAAAAGAUGUCGAUGCACAUAUGUAAUUUGUUUAAUGUUUUCGAGAGGAUCUCGGAGUACAUUAACGGAUAGAAAAUCAGGAAUUUAUAUAUGCCUGCGUAAUCGAAUUUCAUAGAUCAUGCGGGGGCCAUUCUGUAAGUAUAGAAAAGAAGAACUGUACUUUCGACAUAUCUGUAAUCAGCCAUAUCUCUCGUAGUUUCGCGAAUAUCGUACAUAUCAGUAUCAAUGAAACUUUUCCCGUCUGUCGAUAAUAACUUUGUCUACACUGCAGUUUCGAUCACUAAAAAUUUAUAGACGUUAUUUACGUUUUGCGGUCGUUUCCAUUUGAUCGUUUAAUUUAGUCAUUAUUUAGUAAAUUAAAUUGUUAUUUGACUUGCAUGUGUUGAUUUUAUCUAAUUUUCGAAAAUAACGAGAAAGUAAUUUUAAUAAUUUAUACUACUGUAUCGCAAAAUAUAGUUAAGUUAAUAAAAUUUGAUUUAUUAAAUGUGCAUAUAACACAAUUUAGAUGUGGAAGAGAGAAUGUUAGAGGAGUAUACGUGCAAAAAAGAAAUUGUUUUACUUUAAACGAUAAAUUAAAAUCUGCUGCAAAUGUUUCUUCUUUUGCAAAAACUUAUAUUUUGCAAGGGUUGCAUAGGUUUCCGUAAUUCUAUGUUUCUUGUGCAUAUUAAUAUCAAUGUGAAAUAUUUUUAAUUUGUUCACAGCUGUUACUUAACUGUAAAAAUCAAUUUAUUCGCAUAUGACUAUUGGAAAUAAUGAAGUUGAAUUGAUUUCACAUUGAAAGAUAUUCAAUUUUUGAUAUUCUCUUCGGAGUUAAUAAAUAAAACUAUAAACCUCACAAUUUCUCCCUCUAUGUUUAUUAUGUAAGCGUAUUGUAAUUCACUAGAGGGCAACAUAUCUUUUUAUAUAAUAAUAUCGCGUGA